AGGAAUAAGGAUAUUUAGCUUAUCAUGGUCACAGUCACUGGGAUCUCAUCUAUUUAUUCAAGUGUACGUUUGCUGCGAUUCUGCCCUUGUCUGAUUCAGAAGAUUUCAUUUUGGACAUUUACAGGGCUUAAUAACAGGUACACUACAUCAUGGCUGUCAUUUGUUGUGACAAAACCGUCAAGGAAAAUGGAUGAAGUAUACUUCUUAAAAUUUGUUGACUAUUCUGCUUUGGCGAAUCAAUCAUGGCCAUCUAGAGAAGAUAUUCAAAUAAACAAGAGAAUAGUGUCACUGAAGACAGUUGAAGAGCAACUUGAAUUGUUUGAGAGUGUUAAGAGUUCUUCAAACAUGGUAAACAGAGUCACCGCGCUUGUUAACAUUGUGAAGAUCACGGAGAGAAGUGAAAAACAAAAGGAAGCCUUGAAACAAGAAAGAGAGAAGCCACAGAGGGGGAAAAGUAGCAUGUACAUGAAACUACUGGAAAGUAUUUCAAGGGACAUUAGCAGUUGUGAUGCCCAGGGACUUGCAAAUGUGUUAUGGGCUUUAGGGAAACUAGAAGAGAAAGAUCACAGAUUAGUUCUAGUUUGUCAGAACGAGAUCCUGUCACGUGACAUCAAAGCCUUUAACAAUGCAAACAUCUGUCAGAUUGUGAAUGGAUGUGUAAAUCUGAACUUAACAUCAUCAGACAUUUUUUCGAACAUUCUUGAUGCAAUUUUAAACGGGCAAGUUAAGAUUCAACAUUUUGAUAAUCGUGGUUUCUCAGGAAUUCUGAUGUCUUAUGCCAAGGUAGAAAAUUGUCCGGUAAAACUGUUGAAUAUUUUCUUGGAUAAAAUCCUCUCAAAAGACUUUGUGAGCAUUGACAGUGGUAGCUUAGCUGCAUUUGUGUGGUCGUUUGCAAAAAAGACGUUCUUUCCUAAAGAGUUAUUUCACCAAGUAGAGAAGGAAAUUUUGAGAAGAGGAACAGCUGAUAUGAAACACGAGGAAAUCAUUCAGAUCCUUUGGGCGUUCGGAACGGCAGAAAAGGGAAGUAGAGAACUGUUGAAUUUGCUGGACAUGGGACUUACCUCAAGAGGUGUUGGAAAAUUAGACAAUGCUGCUUUGUUAGAAAUCGUUUGGUGUUUUGCAAAAAGGAAUGCUACAAAAGCAAAAGUGUUUGACUUUGUCAAGAAAGAGGUUUUAAAACGUGGUGCUCAUGUGUUUCAGAAUCAUGAGCUUGUUCAUAUUCUACGAGCGUUUGUUUCUGCCCAGAGACACGAUGACAGGUUGGUUGCAGAAAUUGAAAGAGAACUGUGUUUGAAGGAUGUUAAACAGUAUGACACUGGUCAAUUAUGUCAAAUUGCAUGGUCUCUUGGAAGAGCAAGGAACUAUGGGAGUAAGAUGUUUGAUGCCAUUGAAGCGGAGUCACUUCACCGGGGAGUUACAGUGUUUUCCUUAAAACAAAAAUGUAUGUUAAUGCGAGGUUUUAUCGAGGCCAAGAGAGGAACUACAGAAUUCUACGAAAGUUUAGUUAACUCCUUUUCCACGGAUGACUUACACAAGUUAAAUCGCGAGGGUAUUUGCGAGUCUGCUUGGUGUUUCUCUAAUGCAGGUGUCCCAGUAGAAUCACUGUUCCGUGCUCUAGAAGAGGAAAUCCUGGCAAAGAGAAGAUCUUAUUUUACAAAGAAGAAUCUUGAUUCUUUAAAGAAAAGCUUUAGAAAAGUUGGAAAAGGAAGCAAAGCAUUGUUUACGCUGUAAGAGCUCCCUGUUUUUGGUAAAACAAGUCAGAGCAUAGCAUUUUUCAUUUUUUUGGGCGGUGACACUUGGAAUUUGAAGUUAGUUUUUUAGUGUGUGCGUGUGUACGUAUCAGAAUAAAUUAAGAAGUGAACUGAAACUAGAAUCGCAU
Molecule: messenger RNA, 1879 nt
Organism: Porites evermanni
Lineage: Eukaryota; Metazoa; Cnidaria; Anthozoa; Scleractinia; Poritidae
Source: the annotation of a GenBank genome assembly